Molecule: messenger RNA, 3512 nt
Organism: Marmota flaviventris (yellow-bellied marmot)
Lineage: Eukaryota; Metazoa; Chordata; Mammalia; Rodentia; Sciuridae
Gene: Dram2
Product: DNA damage regulated autophagy modulator 2
Biological process (GO): regulation of autophagy; photoreceptor cell maintenance
Cellular component (GO): lysosome
Source: RefSeq, a predicted model, not a curated record
CGGGGCCCCGCCCUGUCUCCGUGUGGCUGGCAGGGUUCGGAGCCUGCGGGCGGCGCUGGCUGGGCCAGCCAGGCAGCGCGGAAUGCUGCACUCUUGAGGAAAAAGGCAGUGGUCCAAGUAUUUUCUGCGGUUUUAGGCGGCUACGGAUAACCUUCCCUCCAGUCCCUCAAAAACUAGAUUUGAAAUUCAGGAUUUACAAAAGGUGCAAGUUUGGGCAGUUCUGAAGACUACAAUUUUGUGAACUUAUAAAACAGAAGAUCUGUUUGAAAUGUGGUGGUUUCAGCAAGGCCUCAGUUUUCUUCCCUCAGCACUUGUAAUUUGGACAUCUGCUGCUUUCAUAUUUUCAUACAUUACUGCGGUAACACUCCACCAUGUCGACCCUGCUUUGCCUUACAUCAGUGACACUGGUACUGUAGCUCCAGAAAAAUGCUUGUUUGGGGCAAUGUUAAAUAUUGCUGCAGUUUUAUGCAUUGCCACCAUUUAUGUUCGUUAUAAGCAAGUUCAUGCCCUGAGUCCUGAAGAGAACCUUAUCAUCAAAUUAAACAAGGCUGGCCUUGUACUUGGAAUACUGAGUUGUUUAGGACUUUCUCUUGUGGCAAAUUUCCAGAAAACAACACUUUUUUUUGCACAUGUAAGUGGAGCUGUGCUCACCUUUGGUAUGGGCUCAUUAUAUAUGUUUGUUCAGACCAUCCUUUCCUACCAAAUGCAGCCCAAAAUUCAUGGCAAACAAGUCUUCUGGAUCAGACUACUGUUGGUUAUCUGGUGUGGAGUAAGUGCAUUUAGCAUGCUGACUUGCUCAUCAAUUUUAUACAGUGGGGAUUUUGGCACUGAUUUAGUACAGAAACUCCACUGGAACCCUGAGGACAAAGGAUAUGUGCUUCAUAUGGUUACUACUGCAGCAGAAUGGUCUAUGUCAUUUUCCUUCUUUGGUUUUUUUCUGACUUACAUUCGUGAUUUUCAGAAAAUUUCUUUACGGGUGGAAACCAAUUUACAUGGAUUAACCCUCUAUGAUACUGCUCCUUGCCCUGUUAUUGAUGAACGAACACGACUACUUUCCAGAGAUUUUUAAUGAAAGUAUAAAAUAUUUCUGUACUGAUUAUGAUUCUCAGGGAUGGAGAAAAGGUUCAGAAAAGUAACUUACUACCCUCUGAAAUUUUCAACCAAUUAAUCAAGACUGACAGUGACAUUGAUGAAUCCUGAUAAUCAGGAGACAUGAAAUAAGCCAUUUGAUAAAUCAUUUUAAGGAUAUAAUCAAGAGGACUAUUUAAAAACAUUUAUACCUAUACUUUUUUAUCCCAGGAAAUAAAAUCAAAGGACAAUAGCAUUGUAGUUUUUUCUACUUUAUUUACGAGAAAUAUCCUGAAGUGCACCAGUCUAUACAACCCAGCCUUUCACAUUUGUAAGUCACUAUAAAAAUAUGUUUUGAUAGCACUUUUAUGAGAGACAUUUUCCAUGUUUCCAAAAUAAUAAGUAUUCGUUAAUAAAUCAUUUAGAAUUGGGCUUUAAAGUUUGGAGUUUUGCCACAUUAAUACAUUUAUUAUAGUGUUUAAAAUGUUGAAAAAAUAUUUAUUUUGGAAUCCACCUAUAAAUGGAAGCAGACCUGAUGUUUUUUUAAUGGCUUAAACUUUGCACAAGAGAUUGUGUAGGAAUUGAUUUGAGUUUGUCCACAAGGCCAGAUACUAUGCUGAUUUAUCACACAUGCUUGCAAUAGUUUUAUGAAGCCUAGUCUCUGAUAUGAGAUUUUUAAUAACCAGUGAUUGAGAGAGGUAACUAGAAAAUUUACUUCUGUCAUGUUUUACAUAAAACAAGAGUUAGUAUUUAUAAACAAGGCUAGGCAGUUUGUAAUAGCAGAUAUCAUUACUAUCAAACAAAAGUCACCCCAGAUUAUAAUUACUAGUAAAAGUAGUCAUGACAGGUAAAUAUUGACCUGGUUAAUGGAAUGUGACCAUUUUAGAAUUUACACUAAGAACAAACUAAGAAAUCAAAAGGCAAAAACUUAGGUACAAAAUAAUAGUGAUUUGCAUCUAUUAAAACAAUUUUCUCUUUUGUCAUGCAAGUGAUUAUAUAGUUUCUAUUUGAAUUUCUUAUUUGGGCAGGUAAAGAAUGCUUUACAGAUCCCUGGUGAGAUUAAAGGGGAAAAAAUGUUCUGGUGUUCCUAGUGGCAAACUGGUUUGCAAAAGAAUCUUUUGAAGAAGAUUAACAAGAUUUAUUAUAUUUUUAGAAGAGACGCUUCCAAUGCCAGAAGAAGAAAUGGUGAAAUGGUUUAAAAUGUUAAGAAAGUGCAGUCUAAGGGAAAGUGCUUAUGUGAUGGAACUAGAGACCAUGAUUCUAAAUAAGUCGCUAAAGAAAUCAGUAAAUAAUAUUUCUAAAAACAUUUGUGGACUAAUAAUGAGGAAAAUGGGAGAAAAUAUUAUUUAUCUAUUAUCAAGCAAUGUGAACAUGGGAAGAAUUUCAACAAAUGUUGAUUGAUUAAGUGUUUUCAUUACUAGAAAAAUUGGAUACAAAUCACAAAAAGGUAUCAUGUCUUUGAAAAUCAUGGUGCCACCAUACCUGGGAAGUAUCAUCCAGUCUAGAUUGCUACAAUUCAAGCAAACUCUUAAUUCUAAUUAUGAAGAAUCCACAUUAUGAUGAGAAGAAAUUGAUGGAAUCAGAGCUCACAAAACUGUAAAUUCUGUGUGGGAAAGGUGGCUCAGGAACUAACAUGGACUUGUUUGUCCAUUCUGGAAUGUCAGGAUUAGAGAUACAAACCACACAUUAGCAAAAUGGUUUUAAGACAAAUAGUACUUGGAUAGAAUUUAAAUUCAAUUAGUUAACUUUUACCCUUAGAAGUAACAUGGGCUGAAAAUAUUAAUAGAUUUUAAAAAGUCAAGAUAUUUGAAAUGUAUAUUCACCCCUAAGUUUAAGGCUGAAGUCAAGGAAGACAACCAUGCUCUCCUUCAAUUAUACUUUUCCUCUACUGUCAAGUGCAAUAGCUUGGAAGAACAGGUAAGACAUUUCUGUUUAAUUCAAUCAACAUUAUUUUUUGUUGAAUGUUUGAGCUUUCAGAGUAAGAUGUUUUAAGGUAACAAUUUGCAGAUACUGCAAACUAAUAGUGAAAAAUAUAUUUCCUUUUUGUCUUGGGUACACAAGAAGACACUGUUUUCUAGCAUCCCUUGCAACUAAUUAUAGGCAUGAGAGUGUAUUUUAGAAAGUGGAGUGGAUAUGUUUACUAUUUUUGUGUUCAGGUUUUGAGAAACAGGAGAUGUUCCCACCCAGUUUUUCUCUUUGUAUGUUGAAUAUUGAUGUCGGCAAGAUUGUAAGAUAUGGAAGAAUCACAAGGUAGAAGGAGCCAAAAAUAGUUCACUUUUGGUCAGAUUUCAGAAAAUCAACUUGAUAUAUAAUUUAGAAACUUCAUUUCCAUCCAAAUUACUAAGAUUAUAUUGUAUAUUGCUGAAAUGUGUUAUAUUUUGUGGGUGCUAUUGCUGGAAUGAUGUCACGUAUUGUGGGUGCUCAAUAAAUGUGUGAAAGAGAAA